AUGGCGGGCCUCCCCCGGAAGCUGGAGCCCCUGGCGCCGGAAGAUCAGGACCGUCCAGCUGGCGACGACUUCUUCAGCCAACUGGAGGGGGCGGUCAGCAGCCGCAAACUGGUCGCUCCCCCGCUGCUCAAGUCUGCGAUGCCACCCCUCAUCAGCAGGGACGCGCUUUUCACGCAAGCGAUUCCCUCGGGGGUCAGCUCGGGCAUGUUUUACCGCUCCCCGACCAACCGCAUCGGGUCGUUCUACACCCCCAGCGCGGUGGCAUUGGACGCGGUCGAGCUGUCCCGAAAGGGGGGGGUCUCUGAGCCCGAAUCUCCCAGGUCUCCGACGGGGAGGACUUUAGCGACCGCGAGGACCUUCCGCGACUCCCCCCCCGUGAGCGUGACCCCCCCGCUGCUGCGGCCGCUCCAGCUGGAGAGGCCCCUGAGCAGCCAAAAUAUGCGGGGAUCCCCCAAAGGGUCAAUCCCCGCGUCCCCGAACGGACGCACCGGGAGCUUGAGUCUGCUGCAGUUCACGGAAGCGAGGACGCGAAACGGGUCACUCGAAAGGGCCAUGACGCCUGGAGGGGGGAGCCCGAAAACUCUGGGGGGGAGCCCGAGGCUGGGGAGCGGGACGUGGGCGUUUGGGGGGGGAAGGGAGCUUUUGGAGCCGCUCGAGAAAGGCACGAUCGGGGAUGAGGAGGAGGACGACGAGGCGGCAGAUGAAGCGAGGGAGAUGCUUUUCCCAAAGAUCGUAAGAGUCAACACUCCGCGCGAAGCGCGGCGUCGUUCUCCCCAGGAAGAGAAGGCCAAGCGGCCAAUGACAGCUGGCACGAGCAAACGAGUAGCGGAUGAAAUCAUCCGUUACCAGUGGUAUAUCCAGGAGGGUUUGGACGACGACGCGGUGGUUAGUUAUAACGAUCGGUGGUUGGAGAACGCAAACCGAGCUCUGGGCGGGGCGCAUGUCUCCCGAGGGCUCAAAGAGGAACAAGUGCUUGACACCAUCCGGCGGGUCGAGAGGGAGGUUCGGGCUGACUAUACGCUCAGUGUCAAGAAGGCCAUUUUGGACUACAGCCUGGAGGAUGCGGCCGAGCGGCGACGGCUAAACCUGGUUUCGCUAACCGGCAUUGUUAAGGUGCUAGAGUCGGCCUCGGGGGUAAGCCGGAAGCGGCGGGUGGUGCAGAUUCUGCCCGAGGAGUGGCGGGAGGCGGUCUCCGGCGCAAAGAGGCACCUCGUACCGAUUCUCCAUUCGUGCAGCCAGCUGGUUUUGGACCUGAACGCGCUCUGGCAGCGGGAGUUUGAAAACCGGCUCCUGCUCGACUUUGCGAGCGACGGCUUUUUUACCAACAAGCCGUUCACGCUGACGUCAUUCCUGGGCUGGCAGCGCGACCACGUGGACCGGGUUAGGGAAACCCUGUGCCAAACUUGGAUUCCGGCCGCGAGCAAACUGCUGUUUUCCCAUUCUUCGGGAGGGACGCACCGCGCAAAACUGUACGGCUCUGUCGCGGUGCUGAUGUCGAACCACCUGAGGGGCCUCGUAGAGGCGACGGUCGCAGGUUUCCAGGGGUUCUUGCUGCAGUACGGGCGCCUGGCGAGGCCUCUGACGUCAUCGGCCGAUGGGAACGUGGAGGGGCUGACGUCACAGCUGCGGGCGGUGCUGACGAUGGACCUGGUGGUGGAGCGGGGGAGCUACAAGCUGGUGCCCAGCUUCGAGCAAGUGCAGGAGGGCCUCGUAAGUCAGGAGGCUGUGAUUAUCGCUUGCUGUUUUGGGCGUUCGUGCAAGCAAACAUGGCCUCUGAUGAGAGAGCCCAGAAUAGUGGAGGGCCCCCUGUCCGUCCUCGACCUCGCGAUCACCAAGGCCGGUACGAUCCCCCGGGCGGACGUGGAGCUCCGCCAGGGGCAGCACGGUACCCCCCUGCCCCCCGACCCGGCCCCGGUUUGCCUGGCGUCGGUACGUACCGACGACGGCCCGGUUCAACUCGCGCGCGUGGCGGUUCAGGGCGUCGUCGCGGCGAACCGCGGCGCGCCCGCGCAGCUGAUGGACGCGUUUGAGAGGUUCAAGGAUUUGGCGGUCAUGGACGCGGAAGGCUUUGCCAAGGACUUCGUCAAGGGGGGGCAGCGCCUGCUCAAGGAGUACUCCGCGGUCAUCGACGACUUUCGCAAGCGCGCGGCCGAGGCGCUCGCGCUGUGCGCGAACGAGGUGGAGUGCGGCCUCGUCGUCGUGCGCUGCGAGGAGCUCAAGGCCGCGCUCGCCGCCAAGGCGGAGGCCGUUGCGGGCCUGCUGCUCGAGCAGGUGCUGGUGGCGAUGCGCGAGCAGCACGAGGAUGUGGUGGAGCGGUACGACCGCAUCGCGGCGGAAGUGUCUAAGCUGCCCAACAACUCCGAGGACGUCGUUCGCCUGCGAAAGUACGUCGGCUCCUGCCCGGGUGAGAUGGCCGCGCUCGAGAAGGCGCUCGCGGACAGCGCCGCGCGCGCGCAGUUCUUGGACUCCUACGAGUAUGACGUCCCCGAGGAGGACUUCCGCCUCAUGAUGGGCGCGCGCGAGUGGCCGAAAAAGCUGGUGGCCGUACUGGAGAUCCACGUGGCAAAGAUCGAGGAGGAGCACGAGCACUUUGAGAACGCGCUCAAGGCGCGGCGCGCGGACUUCUUGGAGCUGCUGGCAAAGCUCAACGACCGCGUGCGCGCGUUCGACAAGUACGGCGAGGUCGAGCGCACGGAUCAGUAUGCGGAGGCCGCGCGCGCGCUCGACGACGAGCUCGCGCGCGCGCGCGACACCGCGGAGGCGAUCAACGCGGAGGAAACGCUGUUCAGCCUGCCAGUCACCAAGUUUGCGCAAAUCGCCCACAUGAAAGACGGACUGGAUCCGUAUCUGAAAUUGUGGGGCACAGCCGCCGGCUUCAAGACUAGUGAACAAGAGUGGAUGAACUCGCCGUUCAUGACGCUGGACCCGGAGAAGAUCGACAAUGACGUGCAAACCAUGUGGCGCACAGUAUAUAAGCUGGUGAAGCAGCUGGGCGACGCGCCCGACCUGGCGGAGCCCGCGCGGGUCGCCGGCGCGGUGAAGGCGCAGCUGGACAAGUUCAAGCUGCUGCUGCCGCUCUUCCAGUGCCUCUGCAACCGCGGGCUGCGGCCGCGCCACUGGGCGCAGAUCUCGGAGGCCGUCGGAUUCGAGAUCAAGGGCGAGGAUGGCACCACGUUCAGGCAGCUGCUCAGGCUCAAGGUGGACGACCACAUGGCGAAGUUGGAGGAGACGAGCGAGGCGGCCAGCAAGGAGUUCUCACUGGAGAAGAGCCUCGACAAGAUGCUCUCCGAGUGGGAGCCCCUCAAGCUGGAGGUGGCACCGUACCGCGAGACCGGUACGUACAUCCUGAAGGGCGGUCCGAUCGACGAGGCGCAGGUGUUGCUGGACGACCACGUGGUCAAGGUCCAGACCAUGUCCGCAUCGCCGUACGCAAAGCCGUUCGCGGACAGGAUGACCAAGUGGGAGAGGAAGGUGCUGGGCAUGCAGGAGAUUUUGGACGCGUGGCUCAAGGUGCAGGCCACGUGGCUGUACCUGGAGCCCAUUUUCGGCAGCGAGGACAUUCUGCAGCAGAUGCCCGAGGAGGGCCACCGCUUCCGCGACGUCGACCGCGUCUGGCGGCGCAUCAUGGAGGAAGCCUCGCGCAGCAACUCAUUCCUCGAGGCAACGGACGUGCCCAACAUGGCGGCGGACCUGACCAAGGCCAACGAGUCGCUGGACAUCAUCCAGAAGGGGCUCAACUACUACCUGGAAACCAAGCGGCUGGCCUUCCCGCGCUUCUUCUUCCUCUCCAACGACGAGCUGCUGGAGAUUCUGAGCGAGACCAAAGACCCGCUGCGCGUGCAGCCGUUCCUCAAAAAGUGCUUCGAGGGCAUCCACAGCCUCGAGUUCAAGGACAACAUGGACAUCGCGGCGAUGUUCAGCGUGGAGAAGGAGCGCGUCGCGUUCACGCGCACGACCAACCCGAAGGCCGCGGGCGGCAACGUCGAGAAGUGGCUCAUCGAGGUGGAGAAGAUGAUGAAGGAGAGCCUGAAGGAGAGCGUGCGCAACGCGGUAGCGGCCUAUGCGGUGGUGCCACGUGGCCAGUGGAUCCUGCAGUGGCCGGGCAUGGUGGUCCUGUGCGGCAGCCAGAUCCACUGGACGCGCGAGGUGUCCGAAGCGAUUCGGACGGGCGGCGCGCAGGGGCUCAAGCAGUACGAGGAGAAGUGCACCGCGCAGCUGAACGAGGUCGUCAAUCUGGUGCGCGGCGAGCUGGGCGCGAUGGAGCGCAGCACGAUCGGCGCGCUGGUGGUGAUCGACGUGCACGCGCGCGACGUGGUGGCCGCCAUGGCCGACGCGCGCGUGGGCAGCGAGAACGACUUCGAGUGGCUCUCCCAGCUGCGCUACGAGAUGGAGGAGGGCGCGGUCGUGGUUAAGAUGAUCAACGCCGCCAAGAACUACGGUUACGAGUACCUGGGUAACAGCAGCCGGCUGGUCAUCACCCCCCUUACCGACCGUUGCUACCGUACGCUCAUGGGCGCUCUUCAUCUCAACCUGGGCGGAGCGCCGGAAGGCCCGGCCGGAACCGGAAAGACGGAAACCACCAAGGACCUUGCGAAGGCGCUGGCGAUGCAGUGCGUGGUGUUCAAUUGCAGCGACGGGCUGGACUAUCUGGCCAUGGGCAAGUUCUUCAAGGGGCUCGCCAGCAGCGGCGCCUGGGCCUGCUUCGACGAGUUCAACAGAAUCGACCUCGAGGUGCUGUCCGUGGUCGCCCAGCAGAUCCUGACGAUCCAGCGUGCCAUCAUGGCCGGGGUGACCAGCUUCAUGUUUGAGGGCACGGAGCUUCCGCUCAUUCCGACGUGUUCCGUUUUCAUCACCAUGAACCCCGGGUACGCUGGACGGAGCGAGCUGCCCGACAAUCUCAAGGCGCUCUUCCGUCCGGUGGCCAUGAUGGUGCCCAACUACGGAAUGAUCGGCGAGAUCAUUCUGUACUCGUACGGCUACCUGCGCGCGCGCGACAUGGCGCGCAAACUGGUCGCGACCUACCGGCUGUGCAGCGAGCAGCUCUCGUCGCAGGAUCACUACGACUACGGCAUGCGCGCGGUGAUCGCGGUGCUGCGCGCGGCCGGCAACCUGAAGCGGCGCUACCGCGACGAGGAUGAGGCGGUCCUGGUGCUGCGCGCGAUCCGCGAUGUGAAUCUGCCCAAGUUCUUGAGCCACGACAUUCCGCUCUUCGAGGGCAUCAUGGCGGAUCUCUUCCCCGGAGUCACCCUUCCCAAGCCCGACUACGAGGCGAUCACCGAGGCGAUCCGCGAGAACGCGGAGCGCCUGGACCUGAUUCCGGUGGAGGCCUUGUUCCGCAAGACGCUGGAGCUGUACGAGAUGAUCGUGGUUCGUCACGGGCUGAUGAUCGUGGGCCACUCGUUUGGCGCCAAGACCAGCAUGUACCGCAUUUUGGCCGGGGCGCUUACCGACCUGCACGCCAAGGGGCUCAUGAACGAGCAGAAGACCAGGUACGAGGUGGUUAACCCGAAGUCAAUAACGAUGGGUCAGCUGUACGGUCAGUUCGACCCGGUGAGCCACGAGUGGACGGACGGCGUGCUGGCCAAGGUGUUCCGCCAGAUGUCCGUCGACACCACGCCGGACCGGAAGUGGCUCGUCUUCGACGGACCCGUUGACGCCAUCUGGAUCGAAAACAUGAACACGGUGUUGGACGACAACAAGAAGCUGUGUUUGAUGAGCGGCGAGAUCAUCCAGAUGUCCCCCACGAUGAACCUCAUCUUCGAGGUCCAGGACCUCGCGGCCGCGUCGCCCGCGACCGUCAGCCGCUGCGGCAUGGUCUACGUCGAGCCCGCGCAGAUCGGGUGGCGCCCCAUGGUCACCGCAUGGAUCAAAACGCUGCCGCCCACGCUCACAGAGGCAAACAGGGAGCAGAUCGAGCGGCUGUUUGAGUGGCUGGUCCCGCCGUGUUUGCGGUGCGUGGCCAAGGCGUGCAAGCUGAUGGUGCCCAUGCAGGAGGCCAACCUCGUGCAGGCGCUCGCGCGCAUCCUCCGCGCGCUCAUGGACCCGCAGCUCGCGGACCCCGCGCAGGUGGCCAAGAUGGACGGCACGCUGGUGUGCGUGUGGCUGGACUGCCUGUUCCUCUUCAGCCUGGUGUGGUCCGUCGGGGGCUGCACCGAUGAAGCGGGGCGGCUCAAGUUCGACGCGCUGCUUCGAAAGCUCCUGGUCAACCAACCCCCGGAAGAGUACAAGCCCUUCAUCACCGGGACCGCCCGGAAAGUCGCGCUGCCGUUCCCCGAGGGAAAGACAGUCUACGACUUCACCUUCAACAAGGAGCGCGGCAAGUGGGCUCCUUGGACCGAUCUCAUCGACGACUCCCCGCCUUCUCCGGAAGCGGAAUUCGUACGGAUCAUCGUGCCGACGGCCGAUACCGUACGGUACACGUUUCUGAUGGAGGCGCUUCUGACGCACGGGCAGCCGAUGCUGCUGGUGGGGCCGACCGGGACGGGCAAGAGCGUGUACAUCAAGCAAUUCUUGACCAAGGGGCUGGAUGCCAACAAGUAUCAGUCCAUGUUCUUCAACUUCUCCGCGCAAACCUCCGCCAACCAGACCCAGGACAUCAUCGACGGCAAGCUCGACAAGCGGCGCAAGGGCGUCUUCGGGCCGCCCCCGGGCAAAAAGUUCGUCAUCCUAGUUGACGACCUCAACAUGCCGGCGCUCGAGAAAUACGGGGCGCAGCCGCCCAUCGAGUUGUUACGUCAGUGGAUGGACCACGGGGGGUGGUAUGACCGGAAAGAGCUGACGUUCCGCAACCUGAUAGACGUGCAGUUCGUGUCGGCGAUGGGGCCCCCCGGGGGGGGGCGGAAUGACGUCACCAACCGGUAUCUGCGCCACUACAACGUGGUGUCCGUGACGUCGUUCGGCGACGAGACGAUGAGUCGCAUCUUCACGGUCCUGGUCGACUGGUGGAUGCGAAAGGCGCACUACCCGCCCGCCGUUACCAAGCUGCGCUCGUCCAUGGUCUCCGCCACGCUCGACAUCUAUCAGACGGUCCAGCGCGAGCUGCUGCCGACGCCCACCAAGAGCCACUACACGUACAACCUACGCGACAUGGGCAAGGUCUUCCUGGGCCUCCACUUUGCGCCCCCCGGCGUCGAGGAGCCGGACCGUCUCAUUCGGUUAUGGGCCAACGAGUGCCUCCGGGUCUUCCACGACCGGUUGGUGUCGGACGAAGACCGCUCCUGGUUCUUCAACCUCAUGGCGGAGACUACCGAGAAGCACUUCCGGGAAAAGUUUUCCCGCGUGUUUGCUGGACUGGGCGCCCCGCCCCCUGCUCCCGACGGCAAACCGGCGCCCCGAGGGGAGACCAAGCCUGAGGCGCUUAAGUACCUCAUGGCCGGGGAUUUUAUGCAGCAGGGCGGGGACGGAGGGCAGUACGACGAGAUCACGGACGAAGCCGCGCUGGUCAAGGUGAUGCAAGCGUACUUGGAGGACUUCAACGCGACGAGCAGCAAGCCGAUGAACCUGGUGCUCUUCCUCUUCGCCAUCCAACACGUCAGCCGCAUAUGCCGCGUCAUCAAGCAGCCAGGUGGCAACGCGCUAUUGGUCGGGGUGGGCGGCAGCGGGCGCCAGAGCCUCGCGCGCCUCGCGGCGUUCAUCGAAGGGUUUGAGGUGUUCCAGGUGGAGAUCAGCAAGAAUUACGGCAUGGCAGAGUGGCGCGACAACCUCCGUAGCGUGCUGCGCAAGGCUGGCGAGCAGGACAAGCGGGUGAUGUUCCUCUUCACGGACACGCAGAUCAAAAAGGAGGGCUUCGUCGAGGACAUAAACAGCCUGCUCAACACCGGCGAGGUGCCCAACCUGUUCGACUCGGGCGACACAUCCAUGAUCGCCGAGGGCGUGCGCGCGCGCGCCAAGCGCGCGGGGCGCGAGGGCACGCGCGCGGAGCUGUUCCAGUUCUUCGUGGAGGAGUGCCGGCGGAACCUGCGCAUCGCGCUGUGCUUCAGCCCCAUCGGGGAGGCGUUCCGGGACCGGCUGAGAAAGUUCCCGUCCCUAGUUAACUGCUGCACGAUCGACUGGUUCAGCGGGUGGCCCAUGGAGGCGCUGCGCUCCGUCGCGGGUCGCUUCUUGGAGGACAUCAACGUGGAUCGCUCGCUGAUCCCCGACCUGGUCGACAUGAGCGUGCACUUCCACCUGAGCGUCCAGGACCUCGCGCAGCGCUACCUGGCGGAGCUGAAGCGUCACUAUUACGUCACGCCCACCAGCUACCUGGAGCUCAUCUCCACGUUCAAGGCGCUGCUGGCGAAGAAGCAGCAGGAGGUCAGCGGGCUCAAACGGAGGUACGAGAUGGGCCUGGAAAAGCUGGUUUCAAGCGAGAGCGCGGUGGGCGUGAUGCAAGUCGAAUUGAAAGAAUUGCAGCCGAAGCUGAUCGAGAGCGGCAAGGGUGUCGCCGCGCUUAUGGAGGUCAUCGACAAGGAGACCGUCGAGGCGAACAAGGUGCGUGCGGUGGUGAAGGGCGAGGAAGAGAUUGCGAGCAAGAAGGCAGCAGACGCGAAGGCCAUCAAGGACGACACGGAAGCGGAUCUCGCAGAGGCCAUGCCGCAGCUUGAGGCCGCGCUGCGGGCGCUGGACACUCUAAGCAAGAACGACAUCACGGAACUCAAGGGCAUGAAGAGCCCGCCGGCCGGGGUGAAGCUCGUGAUGGAGGCGGUGUGCAUCAUGAAGAACGUGAAGCCUACCCGGUUGAAGGACCCGGGCAGUGGGAAAAUGGUGGACGAUUACUGGGAGUCGAGCAAGAAGGUGCUGGCCGACGCAGGGUUCCUGCAGAGCCUGAAGGAGUUCGACAAGGACAACAUCCCGUCCAAGACGAUCUCCAUGAUCCUCCCGUACAUCGAGAACCCGGACAUGGCCCCGGACAAGAUCCGGUCCGUAUCGACCGCCGCGUACGGACUGUCCUGCUGGGUCCGCGCGAUGGAGGCGUAUGACCGCGUCGCGAAAGUGGUCGCGCCCAAGAAAGCCGCGCUCGUGGUCGCGGAGGCGGAGUACAAUGACGUCAUGGCCAAGCUGCGGGUGAAGCAGGCGGAACUGCAGAAGGUGGAAGACAAGCUGGCCGCGCUGGACGCAAACCUGCGCGAGCAGAACGCCAAGAAGCGGAAGCUCGAGUCCGACGUGGACCUGUGCGCGCGCAAGAUUGAGCGCGCGACGCAGCUGGUCUCUGGUUUGGGCGGGGAAAAGGCCCGGUGGACGAAAAGCGCGGAAUCGUACGGCAAAUUGUACACCAAACUGACCGGGGACGUGCUCUUGAGCUCCGGUGUGAUCGCGUACCUGGGCGCGUUCACACCGCUCUUCCGGGAGGAGUGCGCGCGCGACUGGGCGCGCCGGUGCCGCGAGAAGGGCCUCCCGUGUAGCGACGAGUUCACGCUGGCGGCCGUGCUGGCGGACCCGGUCAAGGUGCGCGCGUGGAACUUGGCGGGCCUGCCCAAGGACCAGUGCAGCACGGACAACGCACUCAUAGUUUCCAACAGCCGCCGCUGGCCGCUCAUGAUCGACCCACAGGGUCAGGCUAACAAGUGGGUGAAGAACAUGGAGAAAGAAAACGGGUUAGCGGUGGUUAAGCUGAGCGACGCCGACUUUUUGCGACGGUUAGAGAACGCAAUCCAGUUCGGGAAGCCGGUGCUGCUGGAGAACGUCGGCGAGGAGCUGGACCCCGCGCUCGAGCCGCUGCUGCUGCAGCAGACGUUCAAGCAGGGCGGCAUGCUGUGCAUCCGGCUGGGCGACAACACGAUCGAGUACUCGCCGCAGUUCCGCUUCUACAUGACCUCCAAGCUGCGGAACCCGCACUACACGCCGGAACUGUCCACCAAGGUGACGCUGCUCAACUUCAUGAUCACGCCCGAGGGUUUGCUGGACCAGCUGCUUGGUAUCGCGGUCGCGCGCGAGCGGCCGGAACUAGAGGAGGAGAAAAACGCGCUGCUGCUGCAGGGCGCGGAGAACAAGCGGCAGCUGGCGGAGAUCGAGGACAAGAUCCUGCAGGUGCUCUCGCGGGACGGCAACAUCCUGGAGGACGAGAGCGGAAUCCAGGUUCUGUCCGCGUCCAAAACCCUGUCCGACGAGAUCACGGCGAAGCAGGCGGUGGCGGAGCAGACCGAGGCGCGCAUCGACGAAGCGCGCGCGGGUUACACGCCGGUCGCCGCGCUCGCGAGCAUUUUGUUCUUCUGCGUCGCGGACCUGGCCAACAUCGAGCCGAUGUACCAGUACAGCCUGGCCUGGUUCAUCGACCUUUUCACGCGCGCGAUCGCGCACAGCGAGAAGAGCGCGGUCCUGAGCAAGCGGCUCAAGGCGCUGAACGACUACUUUACUUACUCCGUCUACUGUAACGUUUGUCGCGGGCUUUUUGAGAAAGAUAAGACCCUGUUCUCCUUUCUCAUGGCGGUGAAAAUACUCGCCGGCGAAGGGAAGAUGGACGCAGACGAGUUGCGGUUUUUGUUAACCGGGGGUUUGGCGGUCGACGCGGCGCCGCCGCGGCCGGCGGGCAACGCGGCCGCGUGGCUGCAGGAGAAGGCCUGGGGCGAGAUUUGCCGGUUGGCGAAGUUGGAGGCGUUCGGGGGUUUCGAAAAGGCUGUGGCAGCGGCCCCCGAGAAGUGGCGGGCGGUCUACGACAGCGCGGAGCCGCACCUGGAGGCGCUGCCGGCGCCAUAUGGCCAAAACUUCAAUUCGUUCCAGAAAAUGCUGGUCCUGCGCUGCCUGCGCGCGGACAAGGUCGUCCCCGCCAUCGUCCGCUACGUGUCCGAAACCCUGGGCGCGCGCUUCGUCGAGCCGCCGCCACUAAACCUCGAGACCUGCUUCGGCGACUCCGCGGCCGCGACGCCGCUCAUCUUCGUCCUUUCCCCCGGGUCCGACCCCAUGUCGUCACUUCUCAAGUUUGCCGGCGACAAGAACGUGCGCAUCGAGACUGUUUCGCUGGGCCAGGGCCAGGGCCCGGUCGCCGCAAAGCUGCUCGCGGAGGCCGCGCGCGCUGGCUUCUGGGUCGCGCUCCAGAACUGCCACCUGGCGGUCUCCUGGAUGCCCACGUUGGAGCGGCUGUGCGAGACGGAGUUGACCGUGGAAAAAGCGCACCCGGAAUUCCGGUUAUGGUUGACGAGUUACCCCAGCGACGCGUUCCCGGUCAGCGUGCUGCAAAACGGGUUGAAGAUGACUAACGAGCCGCCGAAGGGGUUGAAGGCUAACCUAACCGGGUCGUAUUUGAGUCACCCGAUCUCGGACCCGAGCUUCUUCGGGGGUUGCGCCAAGGGGCCCGAGUGGCGGAAGAUGCUCUUCGGGCUGUGCUUCUUCCACGCGUUCCUGCAGGAGCGCCGCAAGUUCGGCCCGCUGGGGUGGAACAUCCCGUACGAGUUCAACGACGCGGACCUGCGCAUCAGCGUCCGGCAGCUGCAGAUGUUUUUGGACGAGUACCCGGACGAGGUCCCGUACAAAGCCCUCCGCUACCUCACCGGCGAGUGCAACUACGGCGGCCGCGUCACCGACGACCACGACCGGCGCACGCUCACCACCGUGCUCGCGCACGUCUACUGCGAGGAGCUGCUGACGUCGGACUAUGCGCUGUCCGAGUCCGGUCUGUACCGCGCCCCCCCCGACGGGGUGUAUGACGACUAUUUAGAGUUUAUCAAGAAACUACCGGUUCAACCCCGGCCCGAGGUCUUCGGCUUCCACGACAACGCUGACGUCACCAAGGACAUGAACGAGACGACGCUGCUGGUGGACAGCCUGCUGCUGACGCAGGCGUCGGCGGUUCCCGCGGCCGCGCCCGCGGCGGCCGCGGGCAAGAAGGUCGAGGCGAAGCCGAAGCGGUUGACGCGCGAGGAGACGCUGGGGAAUCUGGCGGCGGAUAUUCUGAGCAAGCUGCCCGGAAACUUCGACAUCGAAGCGGCCCAGUUGAAGUACCCGGUAACUUAUUUGGAGUCGAUGAACACGGUGCUGUGCCAGGAGCUGGGGAGGUACAACCGGCUGCUCUCGGUGGUGCGAUCCAGUCUGCUGGAGCUCCAGAAAGCGCUCAAGGGCCUCAUCGUCCUUUCCGCCGAGCUCGAGGCCCUGGGGAACUCCCUCUUCGACGGCAAGAUCCCGGCCAUGUGGGCGGCCCGGUCGUACCCCAGCCGGAAACCCUUAGCGAGUUACGUGGCAGACUUGCUGGAAAAAGUGGCGUUCUUCCAGUCUUGGGUGGACGUCGGCCCCCCGACCGUCUUCUGGCUCUCGGGCUUCUUCUUCACGCAGUCGUUCCUCACGGGCGCCAAGCAGAACUUCGCGCGCAAGUACAAGGUGCCCAUCGAUGUCAUUGACUUCGACUUCCAGGUCAUGGACGACCCGGCCGCGCUCGCGGCGCGGCCCGAGGACGGCGUCUACUGCCGCGGGCUGUUCCUCGAAGGCGCCCGGUGGGACUCUACCGGGCACGUGCUCGGGGAAUCUUUGCCCAAGCAGCUGCACACGCAGGCCCCGGUUAUUUGGAUGAUCCCUCGGGAGAUCGCCAAGAUGACGUCAUUCCCGCACUACGAGUGCCCUAUUUAUAAGACGAGCGACCGGCGGGGGAUCUUGUCGACCACCGGGCACUCGACGAAUUACGUCAUGGAGGUGCGGCUGCCGUCGGAUCGGCCGCAGGCGCACUGGAUAAAGCGGGGGGUGGCGCUGCUGACUCAGCUAGACGACUAG
Messenger RNA from Klebsormidium nitens, 12672 nucleotides. The record is from the annotation of a GenBank genome assembly. Lineage: Eukaryota; Viridiplantae; Streptophyta; Klebsormidiophyceae; Klebsormidiales; Klebsormidiaceae.